Messenger RNA from Daphnia carinata, 1194 nucleotides. Its product is annotated as nuclear envelope phosphatase-regulatory subunit 1-like. Bases 96 to 473 code for a protein of 125 amino acids. Gene Ontology annotation, cellular component: Nem1-Spo7 phosphatase complex; cytoplasm. NCBI's taxonomy places the organism in Eukaryota, Metazoa, Arthropoda, Branchiopoda, Diplostraca, Daphniidae. The record is from RefSeq and is a predicted model, not a curated record. The transcript is spliced from 4 exons.
ACCUUGCUUCUCUUUCAGUGGAUAAAACUUCUUGUCUUUCCCGUCUCAACUAAAGUGCAAUAAUAUAUAGUGAAUUUUGUUAUUUAAAAUUGAAAAUGAGUUUAGAACAGACGGCGUGCGAAGAUUUGAAAGCCUUUGAAAGGCGUCUCACCGAAGUAAUACAAUCCAUACAACCUUCCACAAUAAGAUGGAGAGUUUUGUUGGCAUUUAUUUCUAUCUGCACAGCUGUUGGAGCCUGGCAGUGGCUUGUGGAUCCUGAAACUAUGCAAGUUUCUUUCCUGUAUUCCCUGUACAAUCACCUCUUCUUCACCAUUGCCUCACUACUGCUAGUGUUCUUAUUUGUGACUGGGAUCCACAAACGAGUAGUUGCCCCUUCAAUAGUAGCCUCAAGGGCCAGACAAGUAUUGACUGAUUUCAACAUGUCUUGUGAUGACACAGGCAAGCUGAUCCUAAAGCCGAGACCUUCAUCAUGAUGUGAUUAUCAUCGUACAUGACUAAUUGUUCCUUAUUUUGUAAAUUGGGAGAGAAUAGAAAACAUCCCUCACCAGCUAUUACUUCACAAGUUGCAACUGCUAGACCAUGUUUUAUUUCCAGCUUUUGGAUGAGAGCCUUCACGCAUGCGUCUUUCCGCGUUCCCAACACUAGCUGCCCACCAUGCACACGCAACAGAAUGGUAAGGGUAUCUCUCGUUGCUUUCCAUGAGUUUUUCAGUUCCGCUGGAAACGUUCUCGUAGUGUGGCAUGUGAAAGCUUCGCCGAAAGGAGUUAUAUAGCUUGUCUUCGUGAGCGACAUUUUUGGACUCAUUUUCGUCAUUCACCCAAACUAUCAAAUGUAAGGUAACAAAAACCUGUUAUUAAUGAUACAUCCACUUUGGAUGCUAAACCGCGCUUAUCCUGCAUCAUCAAAAAAAAAAGACAAAAAAAAAAUCGUUUACACACUUUAAUCGAAUUCUAUUGGGCGUUCGGUUGGCAUUGAUCGUUGUAAAAAAAAAAGACAUGUUUCAUCAGCCUCCAAAAGGAAAAGUUUACUCAUGCAAGUUUAAUGCAGGGGAUGAGUAUGUCAUAUUCGUCUGCGAGCGGAUCGCGUGUUCAAUCUAAUCAACAAGCUUUCUUUUUAUUCCUUGUCGUGCCGUCGGGAUGGAAAUAACGUAGUAUCGCGUAAGAAACAGGAAAGGCGCGACAUGGGUCUUUCCUC